UGAUUUCAUGCGAUAAAAUCUCCUGAACAUGACUAUCUCCCGUACAUUUUCUGGUACAGCCAUGCGCCGCCCCCUCGUUCGAUCCGGUGACUUUCUGCCACCGAUUCCCCCAUCGUGGGAUGCCGACAAGGUAUACAGUCAUUAUCAAGGACACAAGAAGGGUGUCCAAGCUGGCGCUGCAUUGAUGCUUAUCUCUUCCGGAUUAUGCCUUCCCUAUGGGGCAGUAAUAUCCAAGCAACUUCGAUCCAUUAACGGCAUAGAUCCAAUUCUCUGUGACUUAUCUCUCGCAGCUUGUGCGGUAGCGAGUGUCACCAUUAUGAUGUCGGCGUCAUUCCUCGGACUGAUUACUUUUCGGGAUUAUGGCCCCGAAUUGACUUUACUUCUCAGUGAUCUGUUUUGGAUCACUAUAGUCAUGCAGUGGCCGCCAUUAUGGAUUCAAAGCUGGUCCAUAUCAUGGGCAAUCCUCUCCGACAGAAGUCCAACCCCGGCAUUCCCAAGAUCUUUGGCAUUUCUCAACUUCAUCGCCCCACUGGCAUUGUCCUCAGCCACAGCCAUCCAUCUUUAUCAUCACGGACCAUAUGCAUGGAAUGGCGCACUAUCCUUCUGGUUCGGUUUUGGCCUUUUCUUCGCCCAGGUCGCGGUGGAAUUCGAUGAGCAGACAAACUAAUGGAUCACUUAUUAGUUUGUUUCCUAAUGUCGGGUCUUCCUCGGGUACUGCUUGGCAAUGGAACGUCCGAUAAUAGCAUAAAAAUUGAUUAUCUGGCUUGUUGUAUGCCCUAGCUAUUUGUGACACAAUCACAGCCGAGAGAAUGAUAUUGAGGGGACGAUCGCAGUCUGUCUGCUGUAAAAGUCUGUUGAUGCGUCGGCCACCGCAG
Aspergillus eucalypticola CBS 122712 is the source of this 875-nucleotide messenger RNA. RefSeq lists its product as uncharacterized. Lineage: Eukaryota; Fungi; Ascomycota; Eurotiomycetes; Eurotiales; Aspergillaceae. The coding region runs from base 29 to 667 and encodes 212 amino acids. The transcript is spliced from 3 exons. The record is from RefSeq and is a predicted model, not a curated record.